Molecule: messenger RNA, 1761 nt
Organism: Lemur catta (Ring-tailed lemur)
Lineage: Eukaryota; Metazoa; Chordata; Mammalia; Primates; Lemuridae
Gene: LHX3
Product: LIM homeobox 3
Exons: 6
Coding region: 150-1358 (402 amino acids)
Biological process (GO): regulation of transcription by RNA polymerase II; neuron differentiation
Cellular component (GO): nucleus
Molecular function (GO): DNA-binding transcription factor activity, RNA polymerase II-specific; RNA polymerase II transcription regulatory region sequence-specific DNA binding
Source: RefSeq, a predicted model, not a curated record
GGCUCGGGGCCCCAGGGCGGCCCGCGGGCGCAGCGCCCGGCGGCGCGGGGAGUCGCUCGGACGCCGGCUCGGGGCCACUGCGGCCGUGGCGUCGCCAGGCCCCGAGAAAGUUCGGGGCCGGAGGGCGGUGGCGCCGGGCGGCGGGACCCAUGGAGGCGCGCGGGGAGCUGGGCCCGGCUCGGGAGUCGGCGGGCGGCGACCUGCUGCUGGCGCUGCUGGCGCGGAGGGCGGACCUGCGCCGAGAGGUCCCGCUGUGCGCCGGCUGCAACCAGCAUAUCCUGGACCGCUUCAUCCUCAAGGCCCUGGACCACCACUGGCACAGCAAGUGCCUCAAGUGCAGCGACUGCCACACGCCGCUGGCCGAGCGCUGCUUCAGCCGCGGGGAGAGCGUUUACUGCAAGGACGACUUCUUCAAGCGCUUCGGGACCAAGUGCGCCGCAUGCCAGCUGGGCAUCCCGCCCACGCAGGUGGUGCGCCGUGCCCAGGACUUCGUGUACCACCUGCACUGCUUUGCCUGCGUCGUCUGCAAGCGGCAGCUGGCCACGGGAGACGAGUUCUACCUCAUGGAGGACAGCCGGCUCGUGUGCAAGGCGGACUAUGAGACGGCCAAGCAGCGAGAGGCUGAGGCCACGGCCAAGCGGCCGCGCACGACCAUCACGGCCAAGCAGCUGGAGACGCUGAAGAACGCCUACAACACCUCGCCCAAGCCGGCGCGCCACGUGCGCGAGCAGCUCUCUUCCGAGACGGGCCUGGACAUGCGUGUCGUGCAGGUUUGGUUCCAGAACCGCCGGGCCAAGGAAAAGCGGCUGAAGAAGGACGCGGGCCGGCAGCGCUGGGGGCAGUAUUUCCGCAACAUGAAGCGCUCCCGCGGCAGCUCCAAGUCGGACAAGGACAGCGUGCAGGAGGGCCAGGACAGCGAUGCCGAGGUCUCCUUCACUGAUGAGCCCACCAUGGCUGAAAUGGGCCCCGCCAACGGCCUCUACAGCAGCCUGGGGGAGCCCACCCCAGCCUUGGGCCGGCCCUCGGGAGCCCUGGGCAGCUUUUCACUGGAGCAUGGUGGCCUGGCUGGCCCAGAGCAGUACCGAGAGCUGCGCCCCGGCAGCCCCUACGGCGUCCCCCCAUCCCCCGCUGCCCCGCAGAGCCUCCCGGGCCCCCAGCCCCUGCUCUCCAGCCUGGUGUACCCUGAGGCCAGCUUGGGCCUCGUGCCCUCAGGGGCCGCAGGCGGGCCCCCACCCAUGAGGGUGCUGGCGGGGAACGGACCCAGCUCCGACCUAUCCACGGGGAGCAGUGGGGGUUACCCUGACUUCCCUGCCAGCCCGGCCUCCUGGCUGGACGAGGUGGACCACGCGCAGUUCUGACCCAGGCCGGGCUCCACCCAGCACCGGACAUGAGGGGUGUUGGCGGCACUGGCCGUGGGUGGGCAGCUUGGGGCUUCGUGGACCGCCGAGGAAGGACAUCGGUGGGGGCUGGUGUCUGCAGAGCCCCCCCACGGCCCUGGGGCUGAGGGACUCUCCGGCCCCUCCUCACCCGGCGUCCAGGUGCGUGGAGGGGUCCCCAGCAAGCCAGUGACUCUGGGGCCUUGUUUUGUAAGCAAACUGCUUCUCUUUAUCAACCGACCAACUGGGCACUUGCUGCUGUUUCUAGACAUGAAAUGUCACCCUCGAGGCCAGGCCUUCGGGAUGGUCAGGCCCUGCCCAGACCAGCACAGCCCAGGGGCUGGAAAAUGCUUUCAUUUCUAAAAUUAAAAAAUAAUAAUUUUGC